Messenger RNA from Neopelma chrysocephalum (saffron-crested tyrant-manakin), 2403 nucleotides. Its product is annotated as zinc finger protein 135-like. The annotation marks the transcript as partial. The transcript is spliced from 3 exons. Gene Ontology annotation, molecular function: RNA polymerase II cis-regulatory region sequence-specific DNA binding; DNA-binding transcription factor activity, RNA polymerase II-specific. Gene Ontology annotation, biological process: regulation of transcription by RNA polymerase II. The record is from RefSeq and is a predicted model, not a curated record. Lineage: Eukaryota; Metazoa; Chordata; Aves; Passeriformes; Pipridae.
AUGACGGCACGGGGAGCGAGGAGGAGGAGGAGGAGGAAGAAUCGGAGUCCCCCGAACCGCCCGAGCUGGACGCCGUCCUGCCCCGCGCCCCGGAGGGGGGGGUCCCGCAGCCCCCCGCCUCCCUCGGGGAGUGCUGCCAGCCCCCCCCCUGGCACCCCUGGGACCCCCUCCUUCCUCCUCCUCCUCCUCCCGCGCAGCCCCCCGCCCGCCUCCCUCGGGGCGGGGGUCGCGGGGGUCGGCGCGGGGGUCGCGGAGGAUCCGGGGGGGGCCCGAGGGGCUUCGGGCACCGCUGCGGGAGGAGCGGCUUCGCCGAGGAAAAACCCUACAAGUGCCUGGACUGCGGGAAGAGCUUCACCCGCAGCUCCAACCGCAACGCCCACCGCCAGCGCCUGCACUCGGGGGGGCGCGGGGGGGAGCCGGACAAGCAUCACCAGGACCACCGGGACCACCGGGACCAGCAGCGGAACCCCCCCCAGCUCGCCUGCGGCAAGUGCGGGCAGAGCUUCGGCUGGAGCGCCGGGCUGGCCAAGCACCGGAGAGGGGAGAGACCCCCGGGCGGCUGCGGGGAGUGCGGGAGGAGCCCCGGCGCCCACCUGAGGACGCACCUGAGGGGCGAGAGACCCUUCGCCUGCCCCGACUGCGGGAGGAGCUUCAGCUACAGCUCGGCCUUCCUCAAGCACCGCCGGGGGCACGGAGGGGGCGGCGGGGAAGGGGAGGGGGAGAGGGAGGAGAAGAAGCCCCCCUUGCCCUGCCCCAGCUGCGGGAAGAGCUUCGCGGGGAGUUCGGCGCUGCUGCGGCACCAGCGGAGCCACUCGGGGCGGGCGCGGCCCCGCUGCGGGAGGGGUUUCCCGGGGGGCUCGUCCUUCCUCCCGUCCCUCCCGUCCCACCGGCGCGGCCGCGGGGCCGCGGGGCAGGGGGAGAAACCCCCGCCCCACACGUGCGGCGACUGCGGGAAGGGCUUCGGGGGCAGCUCCGCGCUCGUCCGGCACCAGCGGCUCCACCUGGGCGCUGCUGCCUCCUCCUCCUCCUCCUCCUCCUCCAUUGUCCGUCCGGCCGCGGCCGGAGCCUCCGGUGGGAGCGGGGGGACCCCCGGGGCGGCUUUGGGGGGGGGGGGCGGGUGUGCAUCCCCCCGAGCUCGGAGGGAGGGAGGGAGGGAGAAGCGGCUUUUUGGCAUCGCGGGACGGGCGAGGAGGAGGAGGAGGAAGGGCCGAGCCCCCGCCAUGUCUCCCAAGCGCUGCCGGGGGUCGUCGGCGACCCCCCCGCCCCGAGGCGAUGCGGAGGGACCCCCGCAGCCGGCGGUGACGGGGGGGGCGGCGGCGAUGAUGGGGAUGGGGGUGAUGGGGGUCCGCGGGCGGGGGGUCCGCAAGCGGAAGGAGACGGUGGCGGUUCGGCAGCGGGGUCCGCCGGGGAGGGGGGCGGGGGGAGCCGGGGGGGGCUCGGAGGAGGAGGAGGAGGAAGAGCAGCACCCCAACAUCUGCGUGGAGUGCGGGAAGAGCUUCGCCAGGAGCGCGGCGCUCACCGAGCACCGGCGGAGCCACGGCGGGGGCGGCGGCGACCACCGGGUCACCUCCAUCGCCCCCCCGCCGCCAUCAUCAUCAUCAUCAUCAUCAUCAUCAUCAUCCUCCGGCGGCGGCGGCGACCACCGGCGCCCCUUCGCCUGCCUCGACUGCGGGAAGAGCUUCGGGCUCAGCGCCCACCUCGCGCGGCACCGCCGCGCCCACGCCGCGACCCCCCCGCACCCGCGGAGCUGCCGGGACUGCGGGAAGGAGGUGGGAGGGGUGGGGGGCACCCCAACCACCACCGCAACCCCCCCCGGCCCCCAAAGGCCCUACAAGUGCGUUGACUGCGGGAAAAGCUUCAGCCGGGCCAAGGAAACCCCCCCCGGGUCCCCCCAUCCCGGAGGAGGAGGAAGAGGAGGAGGAGGAAGAGGAGGAGAUGGGACGGGCAGCGGCCCCAAACCACCCCCCUCGGCCCUCGGGGGGAUCCCCAACACGUGCGGGGAGUGCUGGCAGAGCUUCAGCCAGAGCUCGGACCUGGUGAAGCACCUCCGCAUCCACACGGGCGAGAAGCCCUACGCCUGCUCCCACUGCGGGAAGCGCUUCAACGUCUCCUCCAACCUCAUCCGCCACCAGCGGAUCCACACCGGGGAGAAGCCCUACGGCUGCCCCGACUGCGGCAAGAGCUUCACCGACAAGUCCACGCUGACCCAGCACCGGCGCAUCCACACCGGCGAGAAGCCGUACGCGUGCGGGGUGUGCGGGAAGAGCUUCAGCCGCAGCUCCCACCACAAGCGGCACCAGCGCACCCACCAGGGAGCCCUCCUGCCCCUCUGGCCCUACCCCGGGCAGCCCUGCUGAGGAGGGGAGGGAGGGGAUGUGGGGAGGGAUGGAGGGGGUGGGAGGG